This is a messenger RNA of Maylandia zebra (zebra mbuna), 995 nucleotides long. The record is from RefSeq and is a predicted model, not a curated record. NCBI's taxonomy places the organism in Eukaryota, Metazoa, Chordata, Actinopteri, Cichliformes, Cichlidae.
ACCUUGUUCUGUCUUUUUCAGGGUCCUUCGGCUGACACUGGAUUGGUGACGCGGCAUGCAUAUUCCAUCACAGGUGUCACUGAGGUGGAAUUAAAUGACUCCAAAGUACGACUGGUGCGAGUCAUGAACCCAUGGGGCAAACGGGAGUGGAAUGGAAAAUGGAGCGACAAGUCAGAUUUGUGGGACAAAGUAAGUCCAGAAGUAAAAAAAAAAGUGUUUCGACCGUGACGACGGAGAGUUCUGGAUGCAAAUGGAGGACUUCUGUUCCUAUUUUGCUAAAGUAUCCAUCUGCUGUGAGACCCCUAACUUUCUUGAUGGAGACUUAAAAUGUCAGUGGAAUUGCAUGAUUUACGAUGGGAGCUGGGUAGCAGGGACAUCUGCAGGUGGCAAUGUGAAACACUCCACCUUUGCAACAAACCCUCAGUAUCGCAUCCGAGUGACUGUUAUAGACAAGAAGGAGCCAGGAGACAAAAACAUCGUGCUCUCCCUGAUGCAGAAACCUCAUCAGGGAAAUCGCAAAGAGAUAAGCCUCCACCGAACUAGACUUACCAUCUAUAAGAUUCCGCCAGGGACCCCACAAGGACGCCUGCAACAGGAUUUCUUUCAGAGGAACAGGCCUGUGAAGGCAGAAAAGACUUACAGCACUCGGCAAGAUCUCAUUGAACUCCACAGUCUGGAACCUGGAGAGUAUGUGAUCAUCCCAUCCACCAAAGAACCCAACAUCACUGCAGAUUUCACUCUCACUGUCUACACCAAGACUGACGAAUAAGAUUAUGUAAAGAAUCCUUCACAUAAUGAAGGAUUAAAAUGAUUAAUUCAGGAUAAUAAACUACAUGAAUUAUUUACUUAACAAAAGACACCAUAGGGUAAUUUCCUAUUUGUUAGCCAGACAUGAGCUGUGUUAUCUCUGCUGGCUGUGAAAUACGGUUGGUUGGGUUAAAAAUGGUCACAUGAUUGUGUGAAAUGUAUAGUUUUCAGGGUUUUUAUCGGUUUUC